UUAAAGCUACGAGAAUAUUCUUCGGCCCAUCUUUUCACAACCCAUUUGUAAAAUGGGUCAAACUACGUACGGACUGCCCAUCAAAGCGCGACAACCUCAUACGGAUCGAAACUCAGUUUCAGCCCACCGCCCGAUAGUCGUCGCCGGAGUCAACGACACCCACAAGGCCGGUCGUGGUCGCGAUUGAAGAGAGCUCUGUUCUGUUAAUUUUUCCCGGCAGAGAGAUUGAACGGAAUAUUCGUUUUUGGGGGGUUUAAAUAGAGCAAGGGUUUAAGCCAUUUUCAAGCUGUGGAAAAAGGGUUUGUUAACUUCAAAUUUUGAACAAAGCUAUCAGAACGAGCUAUGGUUUUCGGUCAGGUGGUUAUUGGACCGCCGGGCUCCGGCAAGACGACCUACUGCAACGGCAUGUCUCAAUUUCUCCGGCUAAUCGGCCGGAAGGUUGCAGUGAUCAAUAUGGAUCCAGCAAACGAUUCUUUGCCAUACGAAUGUGCUGUAAACAUCGAGGAUUUAAUUAAGCUCAGUGAUGUCAUGGCCGAGCACUCGCUUGGUCCUAACGGAGGUCUUGUUUAUUGCAUGGAUUAUUUGGAGAAGAACAUCGACUGGUUAGAAUCCAAACUGAAGCCUCUUCUCAAAGAUCACUAUCUCCUCUUCGAUUUCCCUGGCCAAGUGGAACUCUUUUUCCUCCACGAAAAUGCAAAGGGAGUGAUCAUGAAACUCGUAAAGAAAUUAAAUCUCAGGUUGACAGCUGUGCACUUAGUCGAUGCACAUCUUUGCAGUGAUCCGGGGAAGUACGUGAGUGCGUUGCUCCUUUCUUUGUCAACCAUGCUACAUAUGGAGCUCCCUCAUGUCAAUGUUUUGUCGAAGAUUGAUUUGAUCGAAAGCUAUGGGAAACUAGCUUUCAACCUUGACUUCUACACGGAUGUACAAGAUUUAAACUAUUUACAACAUCAUCUUGGACAGGAUCCUCGAUAUGCAAAGUAUAGAAAGCUGACGAAGGAGCUUUGCGAGGUGAUAGAUAAUUACGGGCUUGUCAAUUUUAGUACUUUGGACAUUCAGGACAAAGAGAGUGUCGGGACUCUAGUUAAGCUAAUCGACAAGAGCAAUGGGUAUAUAUUUGCGGGCAUUGAUGCAAGUGCAGUUGAGUUCAGCAAAAUUGCAGUCGGCGCUGUUGAUUGGGAUUAUUACAGAGUUGCAGCCGUGCAGGAGAAGUACAUGAAGGACGAAGACGAGGAUUUUGAUGACAAGUGAGAUGGAGUUUAUAAUGAGGAUUGUUUUUAAUUCUUGAUUAGUUUUUUUUUUUUUUUUUGUUUAAUUAAUUUUAUCGUUUCUAAAGAGUUUCUUGAUUAACUAUUUACCAUGAAUGUGUGGACCCAGGAUUGUAUGAUAUGGGAGUUGUAUUGUAGACACACACACAUACACAGGUGAUCUCCCGAAAAAGGAAAAAAAAUAGUAACAAAAUUUUAAUUUUGAUUUU
This is a messenger RNA of Erythranthe guttata (spotted monkey flower), 1474 nucleotides long. Lineage: Eukaryota; Viridiplantae; Streptophyta; Magnoliopsida; Lamiales; Phrymaceae. The record is from RefSeq and is a predicted model, not a curated record.